Messenger RNA from Hypanus sabinus (Atlantic stingray), 4344 nucleotides. RefSeq names its product ArfGAP with GTPase domain, ankyrin repeat and PH domain 1 (gene agap1). The record is from RefSeq and is a predicted model, not a curated record. The transcript is spliced from 18 exons. Gene Ontology annotation, molecular function: GTP binding; protein binding; GTPase activity. NCBI's taxonomy places the organism in Eukaryota, Metazoa, Chordata, Chondrichthyes, Myliobatiformes, Dasyatidae. Bases 305 to 4216 code for a protein of 1303 amino acids. Gene Ontology annotation, cellular component: nucleus.
ACGCCGGCUGGCGGAUUGCAAGUCGCUGCUCGGCUCAUUUGGGAAGAUGCUUGGCUCGGUGGGAGCCCGGAAAUAUUCUUUGAUUGUCCAGCGCUGCAGGUCGCAGGCGAGCGAUCUACCAUUGAACCCACUGCACGCUUACAUGCCGGAGGAGGAGGGGAAUUAAUGGCAAUCAGUUCGGCCGCACGGGUUCUCCGCACACCUGAGCCCGUGUGCACGCUGCUCCCUGUGUGAGGUGGGUCUGCAUCCGCUCCGGCUGCUUGCCCGGUCCUCUGCUCUAAUAGGCAGGAGCUGGAGAGGAGCCAUGUACCUUCUGGAUAGCGAGCCGUACCCCGAGAUGAUGAAGAGGGGCACUCCUCAGAGGAAGACGGUCUAUCGCAUCUCACUUACUCUCGUCAAGCGGGAGGCCACCCCGGCCGAGAGCGGGAGUAGAGCUCCUCCUUCCCCCCGACACCAGGGGGCUUCGGAAGCCGGUGGGACUCAGAGGCCCGGGAGCCUGUGCCCGGCCGAGGGCAGCGAAGCAGAGGAUGAAUUUGAGGCGCAGGGAAGCCUCCGGAGCUUUCGGACCUUCAGCACCGGACACCUGGAACUGGGCAGACUGAAGGUGGCCAGGAGGUCCCGCGAUCAGGCGUGCAAACUCAAGGGCACGCCGAGCAAAGACCUGGUCACCUUGAGGCGUAGAGAUGGAGCUUCAGUCAGACCCAGCAGCAUGCUGGCUGCCGUGGAUGUUGAGUUGAAGAACAAAAAAAAUUGGACCGAGCGAUUGGGAACAGGGACUGAAUCCAGAGAUCAGGUUCCUGGGCGAAAGAGCCCUAACCAGGCAAAGGACGUUCAGGAUGGUGGAACUUGCCCCGAAGCAAGUGAACAAGGAGAUCCGACCAAAACAAUUCGUGCGAAGGAGUUCUCGCCAUCUUCGGAGCCCCCCGAUGCAGAGGAGCCUUUCCCUAGGAAAUCAGGUGGUAGAUCUGCUUUGAGGAAAAGCGAAGUAACCACGAAAAGAAAUUUAAAUGAUUCAUUGAAAAGCAUUUUGAAGGAUAAGGAGUUAGUGGCAGUAUCUUCAGAGCCUGAUUUUUCCAAGCAACCCAUUUCACGAGGAGAGCCUGGUUUAUUAUCAGUGGCCCCUGCAGGAGAUUCAUCCUUGGCUUCUGAAUCUUCUCGUGUCGAAGCUAUUAAGCAAACCCCGCCGUUAUCGUUAGCAACGGACAAACGACACCCAAGUCUACUCAGAAGAAGCUUCAGCUUCAGUUUCAGGCAUUGGAAUGGAGAGUUGGUGAGAUUUAAAGCGUUAUCAAAAGAGAAACAUCAUGGCAGCUCCAGCUGCCUCUCUGGCGCGGAAGCUGCGGGUGAAUUCAAAAUCCAAAAGCCGUAUUGUGGCGAGACUUCUACGAAUGAGAAACGGAACACCUUGGACGUCGGAGAAGUUCUCAAUAAAACGGACCCACUCUCUGAACAAGAGCGGUGGGAGAGGGGUAAAAGGAAGAACAGGACUUUAGAUAAUAGUGAUAUUCAUAAGCUCUCUGAAAACCGGGAAAUGGGAAAGGACGGUUUUAUAACAGGUGGCGUGAGAUCCAGUUCCCAAGAACACAAACUCUUCAGGUUUUUCAGCGGCAUUUUCUCAAAGCGCGACGGCACUUCAACACCUGUUACAAGUCCAUAUGGAAAAUCACACAGAGAUUUUGUUUCCAAAUCCAGGGGGUAUCCCAGUAGCCACAAGAAAAGCGGCUCAACUCUUGAGCAGUCCAGCAGCGAGAGCAUUGAUGAAAAUACUUCUCAAAACGAUGCAUUUGUGAACAGCCAAGAGUGGACACUUAGCCGAUCUGUGCCAGAACUCAAAGUGGGGAUUGUGGGUAACUUAGCCAGUGGCAAGUCAGCCUUGGUCCAUCGUUAUUUAACAGGAACCUAUGUGCAGGAGGAGUCACCUGAAGGUGGCCGCUUCAAGAAAGAGAUUGUGGUGGACGGUCAGAGUUAUCUUCUGCUGAUCAGGGAUGAAGGGGGCCCUCCAGAGGCACAGUUCGCAAUGUGGGUGGAUGCUGUUAUAUUUGUCUUCAGCCUGGAGGACGAGAACAGCUUCAACGCAGUCUACUACUACUACAGCAGGAUGGCUAAUUAUCGGAGCACCACAGAGAUCCCCAUGGUUCUGGUUGGAACGCAAGAUGCCAUCAGUACAGCCAAUCCACGGGUGAUUGAUGAUUCCAGAGCUCGUAAACUCUCCAAUGACCUGAAGCGAUGUACAUAUUACGAGACGUGUGCCACCUACGGCCUGAAUGUGGAGCGCGUCUUUCAGGACGUUGCCCAAAAGAUAGUAGCUACACGGAAGAAGCAGCAACUCUCCAUUGGACCAUGCAAGUCUCUGCCCAAUUCUCCGAGCCAUUCCUCUGUGUGUUCUGCACAAGUCUCCGCUGUUCACCUCAGUCAGACAAGCAAUGGAGGAGGGAGUUUAAGCGAUUACUCCUCUUCUGUCCCUUCCACACCGAGCACGAGUCAAAAGGAACUUCGAAUCGACAUCCCUCAAACAGCUAACACACCAACUCCUGUUCGAAAACAGUCCAAGCGGCGUUCUAAUAUAUUUGCUUCUCGAAAAGGAAGCGAUCUAGACAAAGAGAAGAAAAAUCUGGACACCAGAGCAGACAGCAUUGGGAGUGGCCGAGCAAUCCCAAUUAAACAGGGAAUGCUGCUUAAGAGGAGUGGGAAGUCACUAAACAAAGAAUGGAAGAAGAAAUAUGUAACGCUGUGUGAUAACGGUGUCUUGACAUAUCAUCCUAGUUUGCAUGAUUACAUGCAAAACGUCCAUGGAAAGGAAAUUGAUCUCCUUCGGACUACCGUCAAAGUCCCAGGGAAGCGACCACCUCGUGCCACCUCAGCCUGUGCCCCCAUUUCCAGUCCAAAAGCAAAUGGUUUGCCCAAAGACCUGAGCAGUUUGCAUAUUUCACAGAAUGCAGGUAAUGUAACCCCCACAGGAUCUGCAUCACAGAUGGCAAGUGGAAUCAGUCUGGUGUCCUUCAACAGCCGCCCUGAAGGAAUGCACCAGCGCUCUUACUCUGUGUCCAGUGCAGAUCAGUGGAGUGAAGCCACUGUCAUCGCCAACUCUGGCAUCAGCAGCGAUACUGGCCUGGGAGACUCUGUGUGUUCAAGCCCCAGUAUAUCAAGCACCACCAGUCCCAAGCUGGAGCCUCCACCUUCACCCCAUGCCAACAGGAAAAAACAUCGCAGGAAGAAGAGCACCAGUAACUUCAAAGCAGAUGGCAUCACGGGCACAGCAGAAGAGCAAGAAGAGAAUUUUGAGUUUAUAAUUGUGUCUCUCACGGGUCAGACAUGGCACUUUGAAGCUGCUUCUUACGAGGAGAGGGACGCAUGGGUCCAAGCGAUUGAAAGUCAGAUUUUGGCCAGUUUACAGUCAUGCGAGAGCAGCAAGAACAAGUCACGGUUAACAAGCCAGAAUGAAGCCAUUGCCCUUCAGUCGAUCAGAAAUAUUCGGGGCAACUCUCAGUGUGUGGACUGCGAAGCACUAAAUCCAGACUGGGCCAGUUUGAACCUUGGAGCCCUCAUCUGCAUCGAAUGUUCAGGUAUUCAUCGCAAUCUUGGCACCCACCUAUCACGUGUCCGCUCUCUUGAUCUUGAUGAUUGGCCGGUGGAACUCAUCCGAGUGAUGUCAUCCAUUGGGAAUGAAAUGGCAAAUGGCAUCUGGGAAGGAAGUGCUCAGGGACGUACCAAACCCUCACUGGAUUCCACUAGGGAGGAGAAGGAGCGCUGGAUCCGUGCCAAGUACGAACAGAAGCUCUUUCUGGCCCCACUCCCAUGCUCCAAUGUUCCCCUGGGUCAGCAGCUGCUACAUGCCACGGCCGAGGAAAACCUGCGGACAGUCAUCCUGCUCCUGGCCCAUGGUUCCAAGGACGAAGUAAAUGAGACUUUUGGAGAUGGCGAUGGACGCACGGCCUUACACCUGGCCUGUAGGAAGGGGAAUGUAGUCCUGACACAGCUACUGAUCUGGUACGGAGUGGACGUCAUGGCACGCGACGUUCACGGAAACACUCCACUGGCCUACGCCAAGCAAGCAAUGAGUCAGGAGUGCAUUGACACUCUCCUUCAAUACGGCUGCCCCGAUGAACACUUUAUUCUGCUGGCAACUCCCAAUCUAUCCAGUAAGACCAACCGAAACAACAACAACAACAACAGCAAAGGCAGGCAGAUGGAGUCGAAACUGCCCACGGUCAUUUGAGCAAGAGCUCAUCAAGUGUUUAGAGAGCAGCACUGAACAUCUCCCUUUACAGCCUCAUAUCUGUGAAACCUCAUUCCACUCGUGAUUAUGUUCUCGAAAGGAUGCAAAACCAUGAAGGCCUGACAAAA